AUGUCGAAAGCAGUCUUUCUCGGCAAAGCUGACGGUACGCCCGGCAAAGUCUACUACCCCCUCGCCCUGAAGACACUGCCCCAACCUACCCCACAGGGCUCGGAGCUGCUAGUGAAGUUAUCGGCAGCGGCACUCAAUCAUCGCGAGGUUUUUCUGCGACAACACUUGUAUCCCGGCUUGACAUUUGACGUGCCUCUUGGCGCGGAUGGAGUCGGCACUGUCGUCGGCGCAGGUCCUGGUGUGACGAAUGCUGGGCAAUGGCAAGGGAAGCGUGUCAUUCUGAACCCCGGUAUUGGAUGGAAAGACUCUCUUGACGGACCGGAGGAUCCUGCAGGCUAUAAGAUCAUGGGAGGGACCAAGUUCUAUAACAAAGGAACUUUGCAGGAGUAUAUCACAAUUGAAGAAUCAGAGGUUGAAGAAGCUCCUGAACAUCUCUCAGAUGCGGAAGCAGCUGCUCUACCUCUUGCGGGCUUAACAGCUUGGAGAGCUACAGUAGUCAAAGCUGGGGAGCGGAACACAGGCAAGGGAGCUGCAGUGUUGAUCACAGGCAUUGGCGGGGGUGUUGCGCUGUUUGCACUGCAAUUUGCUGUUGCCCAGGGUGCAGACGUCUAUGUGACCAGCUCCAGCGAGGAGAAGAUCAAAAAGUCCCUCGAGCUAGGAGCCAAAGCAGGAGUGAGCUAUAAGGAAGAUGGAUGGGAGAAGAAGCUUCUAGGCUUGCUUCCCAAGGGCAAAAAGAACUUUGAUGCCGUUAUCGACGGUGCGGGAGGUGACUCCAUUGAGAAGUCGGUCAGGCUGCUCAAGGCCGGUGGUGUGCUCUCCAUAUAUGGAAUGACAGUAUCUCCAGUUAUGCCCUUCCUGAUGCAGGCCGUCCUGAAGAAUAUCGAUGUUCGUGGUUCGACAAUGGGAUCUCGCAAGGAGUUCAAGGAUAUGGUGGAUUUCGUCAAAACACACAAGGUCCGCCCUGUAGUCUCUCGCGUCGUGCAAAGUGACUUGAGCGAUAUCGCGGCGCUCGACGGACUGUUCCAGGACAUGAAGGAAGGGAAGCAAUUUGGGAAGUUGGUUCUCGAAUUCGGGAAGUCUUCGGGGAGUAAGCUCUAG
Molecule: messenger RNA, 1098 nt
Organism: Aspergillus calidoustus
Lineage: Eukaryota; Fungi; Ascomycota; Eurotiomycetes; Eurotiales; Aspergillaceae
Source: the annotation of a GenBank genome assembly